Cydia splendana is the source of this 1035-nucleotide messenger RNA. RefSeq names its product class E basic helix-loop-helix protein 22-like. Gene Ontology annotation, cellular component: nucleus. The transcript has 4 exons. Gene Ontology annotation, molecular function: protein dimerization activity; DNA-binding transcription factor activity, RNA polymerase II-specific; E-box binding. The record is from RefSeq and is a predicted model, not a curated record. Gene Ontology annotation, biological process: sensory organ development; axon development; positive regulation of transcription by RNA polymerase II. Bases 348 to 932 code for a protein of 194 amino acids. NCBI's taxonomy places the organism in Eukaryota, Metazoa, Arthropoda, Insecta, Lepidoptera, Tortricidae.
AAAUGACCAGAUGCAAUAACUGCCACCGAUCAAUAUCAUAAGCGUUUAAAACCAAUUUGAUAUCGUCCACGCGACAACAAAUCACAAUCGCAUCUCGAACAAUGCGAGAUGAGGGGUGCGCACCCCAGCUGCGUACCGCGAUCGAUUGUGGACCGCGCCAACUUCUCGCCACGCUGCACUAUCCGACUACACGGUUCCCAAUUCAAACGUCCCGAUCUUUCAGCCAGUGUUUGUUUAUUUUUUUAUUUGUUUAAUUAACCUAUCCCGACCGUACGCCUAGGCAAUAACCUGCCAGUUCCAAGUGGUGACAGUUAUUUUUCAGCCAGUGUUAUGUGUUAAUUUUUUAAAUGAUGGAGGGGCGAAGGGCUUGGGAUGGCGUGCCGGUGGAGUCGCACUCGCCACCGCAGUCGGUGCCGGGGCGACGGACACCGCUGGGAGCUGUGGGGCUUGGAGGAUUCUACAUGCAAGGUGGGCAGCCGCCGCCGCCGCAGCACUGCUAUCAAACUGACGAGAACCAGCCGGAACCGGGGACCAGUUACGGUCAAAGACCUAUGGGCGAAGGAAAAUCAAAACAGAAAAUGCGACAAGGAAAAACAGUACGACUCAAUAUCAACGCUAGGGAACGGAGAAGAAUGCACGACUUGAACGAUGCACUCGACGAAUUACGAAGCGUUAUCCCGUACGCUCACUCACCCUCCGUCCGGAAACUGUCCAAGAUCGCGACUCUGCUACUAGCCAAGAACUACAUCCUUAUGCAGGCUAGCGCCUUGGACGAAUUGCGAAGGUUAGUAGCAUAUCUUCAAGGCACAGCGACGGCAACAGGCAUAGUGGUGCCACCUCCUGGCUUCGACCUGACCGGGCUACCUGCCGCAGCUAAGUUGUUGCAACCGCCCACGCUAGGCCCGCCAGCUCCGCCCGACCCACCAUCUUGAGAUCUGCCUCUGCCCGUCAAACUAGAACCCAUCGCAUCACCCCCUUAGUGACAUCGUACGAACAUGUUAGUGUACAUUUUGACGUUAAAUGUGAAGAGAGUUC